Messenger RNA from Meloidogyne enterolobii, 351 nucleotides. The record is from the annotation of a GenBank genome assembly. Lineage: Eukaryota; Metazoa; Nematoda; Chromadorea; Rhabditida; Meloidogynidae.
AUGCCUCUUCUGCAUUUUUGCGCGGUAUUGGAACGUUGGAGAGCUACUAAAUUGGCUAGAAAAUAUGAAAAUGAAGAUAGGAAAUUUGGAAUUUUUGUUGUGAUUAUAGUUAUGACAAUUUCCUUACUUUAUUUUGCAUUUUAUGCCUAUAUUGUUUUGGAUGAUUAUAAUAUGGAAUGGAAUAAAAUGUUGGCAUAUAAUGCUACAGUAACAAACAGAAGCAAUUUAUUGUCUAUUUAUCAGACCUAUUUUAUGCUGUUUAUUUUAGCUUUAACUAUAUUGGGGGAUUAUUUAUUGUUGAGAAAGAAUGGAAAAAUGAGAAGGAUGGUUUUUAGCAAGUUUGUUUUUUGA